UGAUGCUGCACUUUGUUGCCUUAGCUUGCAAUAGGCUGCCUAAAUGGAUACGAUGUUACUGGCCUCCGCCGUGGUCGUGUGGGAAUGGCUGAACGAGCACGGUCGCUGGCGGCCCUACAGCCCGGCUGUGUCUCACCAUAUCGAGGCAGUGAUACGAAGCGAUCCUCGGGGCGGCAGCGUCGUGCUAGGCCAAGUCGACAACCGCCUCUCGCCCUACAUCAUUGAUCUGCAUUCAAUGCAUCAGUUUAGACAGGACACAGGUACCUUGAGGCCGGUGCGGCGGAGCUUCUACGACCCCGGCUCGGCUCCAGGGCAGGGCUGGCUGUGGGAGUGGGAGAACGACACCGGUUCAUGGACGGCGUACGACAUGGAGGUGGGCAUCGCCCUCCAGGCCGCCUACGACCGGCAGCAGCCCUGGCUGGACCUGGCGCCGCUGGGCUUUUGCUACCUGGUGGACUUCCAGAGCAUGACCCAGAUCAACCGGCAGACGCAGCGACGCAGGCGUAUCCAGAGGCGGUCGGACAUGGCCUACCCCCUGGUUUCGGGGCCUCUGCCUAAAUCUACUCAGGGGUGGAACUCUGGGGCGGGGUCCGGAGGAGCUGCGAGCGGGGUCGGUUCGAGCGCGGGGUCGACGGGCGCCCUCCUGGGCGUCGGGGUGUCGGGUUCGAGCUCAAGCGGGAACGGGAGCGCGGUUUACCCCAGCGGGACUCUCUCGAUGUCGUCUCUCGCCCCGCUCGGGCAGCCUUGCGCCUGCCAGCAGUGCAUGUUGGUCAUGAGCGUGAAGGCUAACACCAUGGCGUCGCACACGCUCGGCCGUAAACCGCUGACUCCAAAACCGCAGAGCCCCAAAUCCAACUCGGGGGGUCAGCCCGGCUCCUCUUCCACGGCCCAGUCCGUAUCGAACUAUUCCCACACCCUGCCUCACGGCCUCUCUCUAUCUCGUUCGCUCUCGCCUCGCAAAAACUCUGCUUCCUUCGCCCAGUCGCUCUCCCUGCUCACGUCAGGCACCGCCAGCCUUUCUCUUUCCACCAAUCGCCCACCUCCUCCGCCUCUCCCUCCGCCUCCCCCGCCACAGGCAUCCAAUCAGCAGCCUCCGCCCACGCCAAGCUCCUCCUCCUCCGCCACGCCGGCGCCCUCGGUGCCAACUGCCACGCUCAUCACCACGGCGACCAGCACCACGUCGUCUUCGGUCGCGCCGUCCCCCUCGACCGGGGUCCCCGCCCAGCGCUCGGCGGCCUGCGCCGCACCCCUCCCUCCGCGGUCCAGCCUUGCUGGGCUCAGUCGUCCGGCUCUCCAGCGCAUCGCCAUGGCGCAGUCACGCGCGCUCAUCGCCUCCGGAGUACCAACGGUACCGGUGAAGAACCUCAACGGUUCCAGUCCGGUUCACCCUGCUUUGGCAGGAAUCACUGGCAUUUUAAUGAGUGCUGCAGGACUGCCCGUGUGUCUGACUCGUCCCCCUAAACUAGUGUUACACCCUCCCCCUGUCAGCAAGAGCGACAUCAAACCCAUUCCUGGACUCAGCCACUGCUGUCGCAAGACCACCAAGAAGCAGGCCCGCAAGAGUAAGACGCCAGAGGAUGUGGUGAAGAGGUAUUUGCAGAAGGUCAGAAACCCUCCUGAAGAGGACUGCACUAUCUGUAUGGAGGCCCUGUCUGGACCCUCCGGUUACAAGGGACCGGGAGUAGGGGGCGUGUCGCGGGCGGAGUCCGUGGGCCGCUUGGCACAGUGUGGGCACCAGUACCACCUGCAGUGCCUGGUGGCCAUGUACAAUAACGGGAACAAAGACGGGAGUCUGCAGUGCCCCACCUGUAAGACCAUCUACGGCGUGAAGACUGGGAACCAGCCGCCUGGGAAGAUGGAGUACCACGUCAUCCCGCACUCGCUGCCCGGGCAUCCCGACUGCAAAACCAUCCGCAUCAUCUACAACAUUCCCCCCGGGAUACAGGGACCAGAGCACCCGAACCCUGGGAAACCCUUCACUGCAAGAGGAUUUCCACGUCACUGUUACCUUCCCGACAGCGAGAAAGGCCGCAAGGUGUUGAGACUGUUGUUGGUGGCGUGGGACCGCAGGCUCGUGUUCUCAGUGGGAACGUCCAGCACCACGGGCGAGUCGGACACGGUCAUCUGGAACGAGGUCCACCACAAAACGGAGUUCGGCUCCAACUUGACCGGCCACGGUUACCCGGACCCCGGUUACCUUGACAACGUGUUGGAGGAGCUUAAAGUCCAGGGCAUCACAGAGGAAGACGGACAGCAGCAGUAGCGAGGAGAGGAAAAAAAAAAAGCGGAAGAGCCAAAAGAAAAAAAGAGCGAAACGUUAUGGACUGGACCAGCUUGUAGUAUUGAGGAUCAGAAACAGGGGAAUUGUGUUUUGGAAAGACAUCUGUCUUUUGGUCGCUCACUAAAUCACUAAAACUUUUUUUUUUUUUUUCCUUUCGUUUUUUGCAUUUAAGAGCAUGAGUGGGACUGUAUCAGUUAGACGUCAUAAAGGAAUGAAAGAAAGAGAGAGGGAGAGUUUUGAAGAACCUGGCUUCGCUGAGGCAGACAAAAGAUCGGUGUACCGUCGUAAAAACAGUGGUAUGCUCAGACAGUAGCUACUUUUACUCACAAUAUGUACCUCACCUACAAUAAAGAGCCUAGAGGUGUUUUUAGCCACGUAUGAGCUAACACAGCUGUGAUAACUAGAAGAAAAGCAUUAGAGUGAGAGGAUAAGAUGUUUGGGAAGUUUUAAGAUGGAAGGGACAGAAAGGGCGGAGACAGCGAGAUUAGAAUGGGAGGGGGAGGGGACUCGUGCAGGGAAAUGAAGGGAAUGAGAGGAAAGAGUGAGAGAAAGAUGGACAAAGAAGGUAACAUGACUUAGAAGUUGAUUAACUUAGACUUAGGUGGUGGAGCAGAAGCUGUGUGUUCGUGUGUUCGAGUGUUUGUGUAUGUUCG
Messenger RNA from Chanos chanos (milkfish), 2934 nucleotides. It is a transcript of the gene dtx4b, whose product is annotated as deltex 4, E3 ubiquitin ligase b. The transcript has 9 exons. The record is from RefSeq and is a predicted model, not a curated record. Gene Ontology annotation, molecular function: zinc ion binding. The coding region runs from base 44 to 2263 and encodes 739 amino acids. NCBI's taxonomy places the organism in Eukaryota, Metazoa, Chordata, Actinopteri, Gonorynchiformes, Chanidae. Gene Ontology annotation, biological process: protein ubiquitination; Notch signaling pathway.